AACUCCCAGGAUGAGGAGCAGCAAUGUCCCCCCAGCCCUUCUGCUGCCCCCACAACCAAGGAGACACAGAGUUGACGUUCAAGCUCCAAAGAGAAGCUUCUCAAAGAAUUCUGAAGGCUCUGGGGACAGCCUGGAGGGUCUUAGCAGCUUCCCCACACCUAAAGGGACCCCAGUGGCACCAGCAGAGUGGGAAGAGUGGUGGUCCCAGACCCCCCAGCGCUGUUGAUGCCCAUCACAGCCACCUCCAGAGGACAUCCCCAGGCAGCAACGGCCCCCCCAGCUGCUCUGCUGCCCCAAAACCAAGGUUUCAGGGACAGCGCAGGGCUGCGGCACCGCGGGGACCCCCUGGACCAUCCCCAUCUCCCCCCACCACGAGCACCCGGGCGAGCUGCUGCCUCGGGAUGCUGCUGCGCUCCUGGAAGUCGCUGUUCACGGGGCGGCUGCUGCUCCUGACCAACACCCUGAGCUGCGGGGGCCUCCUGGCAGCCGGGGACUCCCUGCAGCAGGAAUGGCACCGCCGCAAGCACCCGGAGAGCCAGCACCAACUGGGACGCACUGGCCGGAUGUUUGUCGUGGGCUGCAGCCUGGGGCCGCUGAUGCACUACUGGUACCUCUGGCUGGACUCGGCGUUCCCGGCCCGGGGCGUGCGGAGCCUCAGGACCGUCCUGAAGAAAGUCCUGAUUGACCAGCUGGUGGCAUCGCCCAGCAUGGGAGCCUGGUACUUCAUGGCCAUCGGCACCCUGGAGGGCCAAUCCCUCCAGGAGAGCUUGGACGAGCUGAAGGAGAAAUUCUGGGAAUUCUACAAGGCUGACUGGUGCGUGUGGCCGGCAGCGCAGAUCCUGAACUUCCUCUUCGUGCCACCCGCGUUCCGCGUGGUUUAUGUCAACGUGGUGACGCUGGGCUGGGACACGUACCUGUCCUACCUCAAACACCGGCCCCGUGGCGCCCAGCCGGAGCCGCUGCGGCAGAGCCAGCGCAGCGCCGGGGCGUAGAGAGGGGCCAGGGCCUUUCCAGAGGCUCCCACCUGCACCAGAUGGAUCUCUGGGCGUUGUGGCAGCGUGGAUGGAGCCGGCCGAGGGAGGGGAUCACCGGAGCCAGCCCCCCACGUGCCUGCUGCUGAUUAACUCAUCUGCUGAUUGGGGCCACGGGCUGGGCUUGUAACAAUCUCUUGUUGCAGGAUAAUCUGUAAAGUGAUUUCUUCUGGGAUUCGGCCACGGAGCCGGGGUGAGGAGGAGCUGCUGCAGCCCCUCCUGCUGCUCCAGGCUGGAUCUGUUCCAUCUCCAGAGCAAAGCGGCCCCUCGCUCCUCCUCCGGCACCUUCCGGCCUCUUGGAUCCCCACUAAUUAGAUACUGGGAAGGAAUUCUUCCCCGUGAGGGUGGGGAGGCCCUGGAAUGGAAUUCCCAGAGAAGCUGUGGCUGCCCC
Corvus hawaiiensis (hawaiian crow) is the source of this 1422-nucleotide messenger RNA. RefSeq names its product MPV17 mitochondrial inner membrane protein like 2 (gene MPV17L2). The coding region runs from base 24 to 992 and encodes 322 amino acids. Lineage: Eukaryota; Metazoa; Chordata; Aves; Passeriformes; Corvidae. The transcript has 6 exons. Gene Ontology annotation, cellular component: membrane; cytoplasm. The record is from RefSeq and is a predicted model, not a curated record. Gene Ontology annotation, biological process: mitochondrial ribosome assembly.